AUGGCAGCAGGACUAGAUGCGCUAGUGCCGUUCUGGAAGGAGUGGGGAAUCCAGAUGCUGGUGCUGCUGAGUUUAGCACUGCAGGUGAUUCUCCUCAUCACGGCGGAGAUCCGCCGUCGCAAAGACUCCAGUGUGCUAAGGGCCGUUGUGUGGUCGGCGUACCUGCUGGCCGACACAACGGCCAUAUACACUCUAGGCCAUAUGUCGGUGACCAGCAGGUCGCCGGAGCACGAGCUGGUGGCGUUCUGGGCGCCGUUCCUGCUGCUGCACCUCGGUGGCCAGGACAACAUUACCGCCUACUCCAUCGAGGACAACUGGCUGUGGAUGCGUCACCUGCAGAGUUUCAUCGUGCAGGUCCUCGCGGCUGCCUAUGUCCUCUACGAGUCGUCCAUCUUUUCAGGUGGCGGCCGGGGCAUGCUCCAGCAGGCCACCAUACUCAUGUUCGUGGUUGGUGUUGUCAAGUAUGCGGAGAGAGUGUGGGCGCUCAAGUGUGCCAGCAGCAGUACACUAUCCGGGAAGAACUACCGUAGUUUUGGCAGGGUGGUUAUAGAAGGACGACAAAGGUACCGGACUGGAAUGAUUCAGUCGGGAUCGAGUCUAGCUAUUCUUCUGUUGAACAUUCCCAAGCAUCUACUUAAGGGGCCGUUACCUCUUGUGACAGUUGACUGGAUUGUAGAUAUUGACUGGAAGCAGAUGUACCAUGUAGCCGAGAUCCAGCUCUCGUUGAUGCAUGACGUCUUCUACAGCAAAGCUGAGUUGAUCCAUAGUUGGUAUGGGUACUGCAUCCGCCUCACCUCACUGCCAGCCACUGUCACCGCAUUGCGGCUGUUCGUUCGAUUCACUGGCAAAGAUGGUUACAACAGAGUAGAUGUGGCUGCCACUUAUGUUUUGCUAGCUGGAGCCGUCGUCCUGGAGAUCAUAUCAAUGCUGAGGGCCAUGUUCUCCACCUGGAUAUACCAGCAUAUGAUGACAAUAAGGCGUGGUCGUCCUGGUGUUAGCACAGUAUUAUUACUUUAUUUGUUUCAUCUUGUAUCUAGAUCUGGGGAGUUUGUCAGAUAUGCAAUACGGAGAGUACGAAUGCCUACGAGGUACUGGGCAGGCACCAUGGGGCAACACAACUUUAUUUACAUGUGCAGCCAAUGCAAGGACAACCGAAGCAGCAAAGUCGCGAGAUGGUUGGGACGGGAGGACUGGUGGAACACACUGGUUUACACAUCCUCGUCUGUCCCCGUACCGGCACAUUUCAGUCACCUGCUGAAGAAACAACUGAGGGAAAGUGUGGGCGUCGACGAAGAGAACCCAGACCACAUCCAAAACUCACGGGGUCGGGCGGCGUUGAAGAAGAGGGGGUUCUAUGAGGAGUUGCUGGCCUGUGAAAGAUAUGAAGCGUUCCUACUCCAUCGAGGGAGCCGCGUGGUAGUUUAUAUUGAUGCGUGGCCGAAGCCUGGCUUGACGUACAAGGUUAUGACAGAAAGAGUUUGGGUAGAAUACAAGAGAAGGAAGGAGGUUGAGAUUACAACUCUAUAUUCUAACACCCUCCCUUAA
Triticum turgidum subsp. durum (durum wheat) is the source of this 1545-nucleotide messenger RNA. The record is from the annotation of a GenBank genome assembly. Lineage: Eukaryota; Viridiplantae; Streptophyta; Magnoliopsida; Poales; Poaceae.